AUGUUCCAGUUCCUAUCGUCCAAGAGCGCACCGGCCGAUGUGCCCCGUGCCCUGCCGGCAUCAUGGUACCGAGAACCUGCCAUGUACGAGCUGGAAAGACGUGCCAUCUACUCUAAGCGAUGGCUUUUGGUUACGCAUCGCAGUCGAUUUUCUAAGUCGGGCGAUUUUGUUCAGUACAAUGAGGCAGGUUUCUCUUUCUUUCUCUGCCUCGACAGGGAGGGAAACUUGAACGGGUUUCACAACAUCUGUCGCCAUAGGGCGUACCCUGUCGUGACAAAGGACGAGGGCAACGUCAGUAUUCUGUCUUGCAAGUAUCACGGAUGGUCAUAUGGCUUGAGUGGAAAAUUGGCCAAGGCUCCUCGCUUCGAAAAGAUGGAGACAUUUGACAAGGACGCAAACAGCCUGUUCAAGGUGCAUGUGCACAUUGACAAGAGAGGCUUUGUCUGGGUCAAUCUCGAUGGAGGAGACAAGCCGUCUGUUCCUUGGAAAAGCGACUUUGAUGGAGCAGACACACAACCUCGACUUGGCAUCUUCAACAUGGAUGAUUACACCUUUGAUCAUGCGUGGGACAUGGAUGGAGACUAUAACUGGAAGACACUAGUGGACAACUACAACGAGUGCUACCACUGUAGUGUUGCUCACCCUGGUAUCGCUGCAACUUCCAAUCUGACAACCUACAAAGUCGAGACCAAGGGUGGCCAGAUCCAGCACUUUGUUGAGGACAAGAAGGGGAAAGAAUCUGGCCUUGAACCGGCACCGACAUUUUUCUUUCCAAACGCGUCUGUCACCAUGACCACGAAAUACUUUUACCUCAUGCGAGUAGUACCAACUUCAGCAACCACAACAUCAAUGCAGUAUGAAGUUUACCGACACAAGGAUGCCACCGACGAGGAAUUCAAGGCGGUUGACGACUUCUUCAAGCAAGUCGAGUCAGAAGACAAGGGUCUCUGCAACGCGGCCCAGAAGAACCUAAACGCAGGCGUGUACGUCUCAGGAGACUUGAACUCUUUCAACGAAAAGGGUGUGUUGUACUUUCAGAAAAUCCUCAAGGAGGCCGUUGUACAGCAUCGAAAUGAGGAGCAAAAGGCAGGUGGUGAGAUGUGGCCUGCGAGGAGGACGGCGCCAUUGACGAUCCCUAAGACAUCCAUUUCAUCCCACCCCUGUUCCUCCUUGAGCUGCUGA
This is a messenger RNA of Fusarium vanettenii 77-13-4, 1182 nucleotides long. RefSeq lists its product as uncharacterized. Gene Ontology annotation, molecular function: 2 iron, 2 sulfur cluster binding; iron ion binding. The record is from RefSeq and is a predicted model, not a curated record. Lineage: Eukaryota; Fungi; Ascomycota; Sordariomycetes; Hypocreales; Nectriaceae. The transcript has 6 exons. Bases 1 to 1182 code for a protein of 393 amino acids.